Melospiza melodia melodia is the source of this 6458-nucleotide messenger RNA. RefSeq names its product centrosomal protein 164 (gene CEP164). Gene Ontology annotation, cellular component: centrosome; ciliary transition fiber; centriole. Gene Ontology annotation, molecular function: protein binding. The transcript is spliced from 32 exons. The record is from RefSeq and is a predicted model, not a curated record. Gene Ontology annotation, biological process: cilium assembly. NCBI's taxonomy places the organism in Eukaryota, Metazoa, Chordata, Aves, Passeriformes, Passerellidae. The coding region runs from base 1385 to 5725 and encodes 1446 amino acids.
ACUUUUUCAAUUACACUGUCAACCAAAGCUGUUUGUCCUCCUUGCCAGCCGCGCUUUUGCCGUGGCUCCGGGCUGGCGCGGCGGCGGCUGCGCUGCGGCUUCGGUUCUGUUUGCACGGGGCUAUAGAACGGUUUUUCGGGUUGGAACGGACCUGGAAAUCACCCAUUUCCACCCUAUGCCGUGGGCAUGGGCCUUCCACUACCCCAGCUCGCUCCAAGCCACCCAUCCAACCUGGCCUUGAACACUUCCAGUGAUGGGGCUGCCACAGCUUCUCUGGGCACCCUGUGCCAGGGUCUCCCCACCCUCACGGGAAAGAAUUCCCUCCCCAGAUCUCACCUAAAUCCUUCUCUUUUAGUUUAAAGCCGUUGCCCCGUGUCCCCAUCUAUUGUAGCUGCCCCUCAAGCACUGAAAGGUCGCGCUGAGGUCUCUCCGUUUGUGGUGAGGCAGGUUCUCCAGGAGAGGAGUGAGCCCAUCAUUCAUCCCCCGGGGCCAAUUCCAGGGAUGGGAGACGGGGCUGAGAUGGUUUUGGGAGAGGAAAAUAGGAACACAAGGCCCUGAGUGAGGUGCCCACACCCAAGUGCUCUGGCUGGGGACGUUUGGGAGGGGCAGUGGUGUGGUUUGGAUCUCCUGAGGUUGUCUUCACCUGGAAGUGCCAGGAUUAGUUAGUUGCUGCUUCUAAGACUGACUUUACAUAAGAGUUAUAAAUACAGCGUGGGCUGAGGACACGGGGAGGUGGAGAGGGCAGUGCUGGCCGUGUCACAGGUGCUGAUCCUGCUCUGGUGCUGUCACUGCAGGUACCUGGCAGGUGCCACAACCCCCGGGUCUCACAGGGAAAGCACAGGAAUGCUUUUUGCACUGAGAAUUUGGGGGGGGUUAGGCUGGAAUGUUUGACCUUGGCGUUCAGUUGUGUGUUUGAGCAGCAGUUGUGGUCCUGCAGUGCUUGUGCUGGCCAGAUGUGGCCACACAGAGCCACGGGUGAGGGUUUGGGGUGAGCUGGGUGAAUUCCAGCUGUGAACCGUGCUGGAUGGGCUGGAAGGGCCCAGCUGUGCUGUGCCCUGGGAGUUAAAUCACAAAGCAAUGCUUUGGGAGAGUUGGUUGGUUUCUCUUCCUUCCCUGUCUCAUUUCAGCUUAUUUUUGACCUGGUUAAGAAGUGCCUGAAGCAUCUUUCCUGUAGGAGCUGUGAGGCCUGGUGGAUGUGGUUAUAACUGUGUUCCUGUUCAGCUCUGCUCUGCGUUUCCACAGCCCAUGGCAGUGUGUGUGGGGGCUCUCUGGUUCAGUUUUGCUGCAGCAGAAGGGCUCUGCCCUGUCCUGGGGCUGGGGCAUUGCCUGUCCUGAGGGCAGCUGUGACUCUGUGUGGUUCCUCCCCGUGCCAGGUGUGGCACCCAUGGCAGGGGCCGUGCGCAUUGGGGACCAGCUCAUUCUGGAGGAGGACUACAAUGAAUCCUACGUUCCCAUGGAGCAGGAAAUCCGGGAUUUUGCACCAACCAUCGGGAUUGACCCCGACAAGGAGUCGGAGCUGCUGUGGCUGGCCAGGGAGUGCCUGGUGACCCCCCUGCCCCCCGAGUGGAAGGCCUGCCAGGCUAUCGCAGGCGGUGACGUCUAUUUCUUCAACUUUGAGAGCGGCCUCUCCACGUGGGAGCACCCCUGUGAUGAGCACUACAAGCAGCUGGUCAUCAGGGAGAGGGAGAAGCUGCUGGCACGGGGCAGCCUGAAGAAGGAAAAGAAGGAGAAAAAAGAGAAGAAGGACAAGAAGGAGAAGAAAGAGAAGAAGAAGAAGGACAAGAAGGAGAAGCAGCUCCUGAAGGAGCUCCCUCCCCCAGGCUCCCAGCUGGCCCCCAUCCAGCCUCCCCUGGGCAGCCUCUCUCCUCUCCGUGGCCUCACCCCGCCCUCCUCCAUCACCCUCCGUGGGACCCUGGACCUGGGCAACGUGCUGGACUCCAGCCUGAGCCCCAAGGAAGGAACGCUGCCUGCACAGAUCCCAAAGCCCUCCAGCCACACCAGGAACCUGCUGGAUUUGAUCUGUGACGAGAAACGUCCCUUGAACGUGGCAGUGCCAGAGAAAUGGAGGGAGGAAGAUGAGGACAGUGACAAUGAGAGUUUCCCUGGGACCUCAAGGCUGUUAAAAAACGUGUACCUGGAUGUUGAAGCCCUGGCAGGCAGCUUUGACUUUGAGGAGAAGAGCAAGGAGGAGCAGGAGGAGCGUGGCAGCCCUCCAUCAGCUGGUGCUGCUGGUGCUGCUGGUGCUGCUGCCCAGCCCCACGGGUGCCCUGAGGAGGAAGCUGCCAGCCUGGCAGAGAAGGAAUCCUUAAAAUCGAGGCACCCCGAAGAGGCGGCAGAGUGUUGUUCCCUGGAUUCUGGAGCGGCGUGCCCCCCGUCUGCAGCUCAGCUCCUCUCUGGGGAGCCUGGCAGCAGCCUGAGUGCCCAGGCAGAGCUGCGGGAGCCUGCUGGGCACCUGGCAGAAGAUGCUCAGGUGGAAAGAGACGCCUCUGCAGCUGAGGAGCUGCCUCUGUCCGAGGGGGACAGGAGCUCAGCAGGGCUGGAGGUGCCCAGCUCUGCCGGGCGGCCCCGAGGUGCCCCUCAGCCUGUGGAGGGCACAGACCAGCCAGCCAGCCUGGCCGCCACUGCCGACACCCUGUCCUGUGCAGAAAGGGCGCUGCAGGAGGAGAGGGAAGAGGCAGCAGCUGAUUCAGGGGCAGAGGACAGGCUGGAUGAUGGCAAACUUUCCAAGGCAUCCGGGGUCAGUGGCUGUGAGCAGGACCUGCCAGUCUCCAGGAGCUCCGACCAUGAGGUGCCUCAGCUGCUGGGCUUGGACGCCAAGAGCCAGCUGUGCCAGGAGGGUCUGGGCAUGGGGACGGUGCCCCCUGAUCUGGACAGCGCCAGGAGCAAGGAGCUGGGAGAAGAGGACAAAGACCAAAGCAAAGCCAGUGUGGAGAAGGAGCAAAGGAAAGGAGCAGAAGCUGCUGAGAGUGAGAGGGAUCCCAGCGCUGCUGAGACGCCCCUGGAGCCCUGGGGCCCAGAGAAUCCCCGUGGGGAGGAGCAGCAGGAGGGAGCCCUGGACAGCCUGGUGGAUCCCGAGGAGCUGCCUGGCCCACAGAACCUGGAACCUGAGAAGGACAUGGAGCAGUCCUUGAGCCAGCCUCAUGAUGAAUCCCUGGAGGAAAUCGUCAGGGAGGUGGAGACAGAGCUGGAGCAAGAGGAAAUACAUUUAUUUCCAGCAAAGGAGGAGAAAACCCAGCAGUUCCAGGAGGAGAUGAGGCAGGAGGAGGAGGAGGAAGCUGAAAAGCUUCAUCAGCAAAAAGCAAAGCCCCUCAGCUCUCCAGAAGAAGAUUUAGCAAAGCCUGAGCAGGAAGAGCAAGAGCUGCUGCUCAGAGAGGAGAAAGCCCAGAGGCUGGAGGAGCUGCGAGCCCAAAUGGCCUCAGAGCUGGAGGCAGAGGAGCAGAGGAUGAGGGCAGAGCAGGAGGCCCGGCUGCAGGAGCUCAGGGACGAGGGGCAGUGCCAGCAGCUGCUGGAGCAGGAGAGGCUGCAGAGGCAGCAGCAGCUUGCCCUGGAGGAGAUGAGGCUGGCAGCAGAGCGGGCCCGGCAGAAGGAGAUGGGCGAGCUGGAACAGGAGCAGGAGGAGUUCCUGAGCCAGCUCAGGGACAGGCUGGACAGGGAGAAGAAGAAGGCAGCAGAGGAGCUGGAGGAGCAGAGUGCCAGGGAGCUCCAGCAGCUGAGGGCUGCAGCCGAGGAGAAGCACCGCGAGGUCAUUGCCAGCCUGCAGGCCCAGCUGGCAGAGGCACAGAGCAGCCAGGAGGCCCAGCUACGCGAGGAGCUGCAGAGGGCAGACCAGAAAGUGCAGGAAAAAGCCCUAAAAGUGAAGGAAUACGAGCGUGAGCUCAGCGAGCUGAUGGGCGACCGGCGGCGGGAGGUGGAGAAGGAGCACGAGAGGAGGAUGGAGAGGAUGAGAGAGGAGCACAGGGAGGCCCUGGAGCGGAUCCAGCAGCACUUCGAGGAGGAGGAGCGCCGGCAGAGGUCGGAGCUGCUGGAGGGGCUGCGCAGCGAGGCCGCGCGGCUGCGGCAGCUGCACGAGGCCGAGCUGCAGCGGCUGCAGGCGGAGCUGGAGGGGAGGCUGGCGGCCCUGCAGCAGAGGCACAGGGAGAAGGAAAGAAAGCUCCAGGAUUCAGAGAACGAGCUCGAGAUCCGCAUGAAGAGCAUCCAGGCCAGAUCAGAGAAGCUCCAGAGCCAAGAGGAGUCCCUGCAGAGGAGGAGGCAGCUGCUGCUGGACGAGGACGGACGGAUGCAGCUGGAGAGAGACGAGGCUGCUCUGGCCUCUCAGCUGCGCCUGGAGGAGAGCAGGAAGGAGCACUGCAGCCUGCUGGAGUCCGUGCGGCAGCUGCGCAGGACCCUGCAGGAGCUGCAGGACCAGAAGGCUGAGCUGGAGGCCCAGGUGGACCUGCUGCAGAGCCGCAGCCAGAGGCUGCACAAACGCAUUGGAGAGCUGGAGGAAGCAAUCAGGAGCAAGCAGGAGGCUCUGAAAGAACUGGAGGCAGAAGAAAGCGUGGAAUCUCCAAGAAAGAAAGCUGAGCUCUGUGUUGAAGACCUGAGAGAAACUCCUCAAGCUCACUCGUCCAGAGAGCCUUCCCCAGCCUCCCAGAGCCCCGAGGAGAGCGAGCUGCAGCUGGACCGAGUGCAGAGUUUCCUCUCGGCCGAGGGGCAGUCCCUGCGCAGCGCCAAGGAGUUCCUGCAGCGCCAGAGCCGCUCCCUGCGCCGGCGCCAAUCGGCGCUCAGGGCUGCCAGCCUGCAGUGGCACCAGCGCCUGCGCGGGGCCCAGGGGGCCGAGCAGGGUGCCCACAGCUCCCAGCUGCUGCAGGGAGUGCGCCAGAACCUGCAGGAGGAGGCAAAGGAGCUGGACAAGAUGAAGUCGGCCAUGCACAAAGGACAGGUGCUGCUGAAGAAGAAGGAGGAGAAGCUCAGCCAGCUGGAGUGCUCGCUGCUGGAGGAGCUCUCAGAUGAGGACACGCUGAAGAGCUCUGCGUGCAGGAAGGUGGUGACGUUUGAUCUGAGCUCCUCCGAGGACACAAACAGCACGGCCAGUGUGAACCUGGGCCAGCCCAGGUCUGACCUGAGCGUGGGUGUGUGGCCCGUGCUGCAGCAGGACAAGAUCCAGCACCUGAGGGACUCGGUGCAGAGCAUCACCAGCGAGCUCAGCGGGGUCCUGGGGCUCCUGGACUCCCUGAGCCAGCAGCAGCCCCCCCCGCUCACCUCCACGCCCCACCAGGGCAUCCCCCUCCCCAGCCACCCCUCCUUGGCCGGCCUGGGGGGCGGCAGCUGCCUGGAGAACCCCCCCAGGGUGUCCCCCCUGCACCAGUGGGGCCGGGGCAGCAGGGCCAGCUCCAGGUGCCCCGUCCCAGGGCAGUCUGUGGACAGCAUGCUGGCAGAGAAAUGGCACAGGUAUUUCCCAGGUGGGUUCUCGUGGCUCGGUGGGACUCCUGUGCCCCUGGACAGCAAGCUGGGCUAUGUCCCUGCAGAUGAACAAAUCAGGCUCUUCCAGCACUCCAAAUUCAGUGAGCCAGAGACAAGGAAUAUUGAGGGGAUGAUUGAGAGCAACAAGAAAUGGCUGAAAGACUUCAAGAAGGAUUCCAAAGUAGCCCUCUCCCCACGGACGCAGCAGCCCCUGGGCAGCGGCCCCAGCCUCCUGCAGCUGGGGCUGGAUGAGAACAGGGAGAUCAAGGUGUACCACUACUGACAGCAUUUGCUCCGAGCUGGCUGUGAAUGUUUGAUGCUUUAGGAAGCUGCGGCGCCGCUCGCCCGUCGGGCUGCUGAGGAUGCUGCGCUGCGAGGAGCCCAUCUGUGAGGAGCCAUCUUCACAGCCUCUCUCCUGACCCAGUGCUGGGGGAGGCUCUGGAGCUGCUGUCCCUGUGCUGUGAGAGCCCCUGCGCUGGGUGAGGGUGCCCUGCUCUGCUCCCUGCAUACGCCCUGAGCCCGGCACGGGCAUGUUUACAUGCAAAUACAAAUACGGAAAUAUAUUUUUGAUGAACACCAUUUUGAAGCUCUCUUAAGAAUGUAUUUAUUUUGUUUUUCCUUGCUGUUUUUCUAGAGUUUUUGUAAUUGCUCAUUAAUAGCCUUAUUCCUUCCUAGGAAAGGAGGGAUCCAAACAAAGAUAUCCUCUGUUGCUGGAUUGCACAAAGCCCUUCCUGCAGGGAUUUUGCUUUUAGUUUACUGCAUACUCAGAGGACACAGGGCAGUGCUUCCAGUCAGGGGUUUUAGAGGGGACCCCACAGCUGUGGUUGCUGUGGCCCAAGCCAUAUCACUGAGUCCAUUCUGUGUUUUGGGAGCAGCAUGCAUUAAUGGUGCAGGGAAAUGCCAUUUUUUAAACAAUAACUCGGUUUGAAACGUGCUCCUUUUUCCUGUUAAAAGCCGGGAUAGCAGCUGUAUCUGGUUUUGUAUAAAUUAAAUCAACAUGAGCCUGUUUUGUAUGA